This is a messenger RNA of Scophthalmus maximus (turbot), 3870 nucleotides long. RefSeq names its product sphingomyelin synthase 1a (gene sgms1a). The record is from RefSeq and is a predicted model, not a curated record. Gene Ontology annotation, cellular component: Golgi membrane; endoplasmic reticulum membrane. The coding region runs from base 542 to 1771 and encodes 409 amino acids. Gene Ontology annotation, molecular function: sphingomyelin synthase activity; ceramide cholinephosphotransferase activity; protein binding. Lineage: Eukaryota; Metazoa; Chordata; Actinopteri; Pleuronectiformes; Scophthalmidae. The transcript has 6 exons. Gene Ontology annotation, biological process: sphingomyelin biosynthetic process; ceramide biosynthetic process.
CAAGCUGAGCGUGUCGCUGCGCGCCGUCGCCCGCCCACCCCGCCGUUAAGUCACACACGUCCACCGUCUGUAUCAAAUCUCUUAACGGACAUUUUGGACUUGAAGGCGGCACGAGUGACGGUACGACGCGAGCUCGCCCGCCUCUCCGGUCAAACCGCCUCCCCACGAAGGCACCGGGCGGAACCACCGCGCGCGCGAUACGUGCCACACUGUCGCGACAACUACCACAACUAGAGGAGGGGGUCCUUCCACAUUUCGACGCCGCAAGGGGUGCAGUGUGUGUUGGGGACAGAUGAGGUGAAGAAACUCCAAGAAGGCCACUGGUUCACCUGCUAUCCAUUGGCCGUAACCCCGGGUGACCCUGCUGCCUACUUCCUCUACAUCAUUACAAGGAGGAGGCUGGUGUCCCUCUGGGUGCAAGAAACACCAUGUUCCAAAACUGGAGAGGACUUCCUGCUGCCUCAUAAGACCGCCAAACCUCUUGUGCACCUUCCUCUCGUCUGAGGACCCUCCUUAUCCUCCACAUUGCCCACUGGCAAAGAUGAAGAAGGUGGCGACAUGGUCAGCAGAGGAUGUUUCUGUCUGGCUGAGCAAAGAGGGGAUGCCAGAGUACAUGGAUGCCCUCCGUCAGACGGACGGCCCUGCUCUGCUCAGGCUAAGUGAGGCCGAUUUCCAGAAUCCUCCCCUCUCGCUGGUGUCGUCUGAUGGCGGGCAGCAGAUGAUGGAGCUACUGGAGACGCUGCGAAUAGAGAACCACAUGGUGGCUCACAAAAACGGUCACGCAAACGGGCACGUGGUUGGACUACCUAACGGGACAUGCAAACCCCAGAGGAAUGGAACGCUGGGGCGGAAGGACUUCAGGGUGGAGAUGGACCACAUCCCCAACCCUACAACGGAAGCUUCGCGCUGCUCGUUCCCUGCCGAGUGGAGGAAGACGGGCAUCGCUUUUAUCUACGCAGUGGUGUGUUUUGUUACCACCACUGUGGUCAUUUCGGUGGUCCAUGAGCGAGUACCUUCAAAGGAGCACACCCCACCACUGCCCGAUAAGUUCUUUGACCUGUUUAACAGAGUGGAGUGGGCCUUCUCCAUCUGUGAGAUUAACGGCUUGUUGCUGGUGGGGCUCUGGCUGAUACAAUGGAUUCUACUCAAGCACAGGUCAAUUGUUGGCAGGCGGUUCUUUUUCAUUGUGGGCACACUUUAUAUGUACAGGUGUAUAACAAUGUACAUCACCACUCUGCCUGUUCCCGGGAUGCACUUCAAAUGCUCUCCAAAGCUUCUCGGGAACUGGGAGGCACAGAUGAGGAGAGUGAUGAAGAUGAUCGCUGGUGGGGGCCUAUCAAUCACAGGUUCCCACACCAUGUGUGGAGACUAUCUGUACAGUGGUCACACUGUCAUGCUAACACUAACAUACCUCUUCAUCAAGGAGUAUUCUCCAAAGCGGUUCUGGUGUUACCACUGGUUUUGCUGGACCUUAAGCGCUGUGGGAGUUUUCUGCAUCCUCCUGGCCCAUGACCACUACACUGUGGAUGUGGUGGUGGCAUAUUUUAUCACUACACGUCUCUUCUGGUGGUACCACACGAUGGCCAACCAGCAGUCGCUGAAGGAGACGUCGCAGAGUAACCCGUUCUCGCGGGUGUGGUGGUACAGACUUUUCCAGUACUUUGAGGAGAACGUCAACGGUACGGUCCCCCCUAACUAUCAGCUGCCGUUUUCGUGGCGAGGGCUGCAGUGGAGCCGCAGUGUAAAGUACAGCAGAUUGGACAUCCAGUGACGGCCGCACGUCACAGCAGGCGAGGACUGUGACUUCCAAAAGUGCUGUUUUUACCCACGGAAGAUUGCACCGUUUAAUGUAGCGCUGUCCUUUCUCUUCUAGUAACAGACACAUCCAUGUCCGAAUGGGUAAAUGGGUAGCACUGUGACCCACCUAGUAUUUUUUUUCUUUUUUCUUUGUUGUCAUCUUUACUCUUCUGGUAGUAUUUGUCUAAUUUAUAUUUUCUUUUGUAUCUGUUCCUCUUUGUGGGCCGAAGUUUCUGCCUCUGCAGCAGAUCUAUGAAGCAUUUCAACAAACUUGUAAAAAGGUGUUUUUUGGCCACACGGACAUUUUUCUUCCUCUCAGCACAAAACCAUAGUAAAUGUCUUCACGUUCUUACAAGAUUCUAAGUGCAGAUAGUGAUGGUUAAAUUGCUUAUUUGAUAACCAAAAUGCCAUAAUGCAAUUUUUUUUCUUCCUUUUUUUUAAAUAGCAAAUUCAUUUUUGUAAACUGUCCUUGCUAAAAUGAGUCACAGGUGCAAAAAAAAGAAUAAUUUUUCUAACUAUGUCAAACUUUAUUUUUCAAAAACAAAUGAUGUCCAGUAAAAGAUUUUUAGAUUUUUACCUUUUUCAAGAUGGAUAAGUGAGAGCAUAAGAAUCUAAUGUGGUAAAAACAUUAUUCCAGUGCCUUUUAUUAGCUUGAUUGUAAAACAGUUCAAGUACUAUGUGUCUUGUAUCUCUCUGCCGCGGGUGUGACCACGCCACGGAACGAGUUGGUACUAAGUUAACGGUCGAAUUCCCAUGAAUGUAAAAACAACUACGCCAGCCUUACCAGAAGAUUGGUCUUCCCAAAAUGAAGUGCAGUGAGAGAAAUGUUCCCGUUAUUUAUUGAUGCUUCAUGAUGUCAGUUUUGUGCUUAGUUGGAUAAUGCUGUUCUAACAGGAAAAACAAUGACUGUUAAUUAUUUUUUCAAUGUCUUACAUUUCAUAUUAACCAACACCAGCCAUGUUUCGAAGCCCGGUCGUUGACGACGUCUCGUCUCCUACUUUUGUUUGUCCACCACAUUUAUCUGCUCACACAUAAAAUGCCUGAUUGCAAGUUACAGAAGAAAUGUCUUUGUGCAUCAUUGCUGCUCCGGACAUAAUGAGCCCUGAUGUUGUUCCCCACAUUGAAUCCCAUUUUAAAUCUUCUUUACUGUUCUCUCUGGGAACCUUUACACUAAGGACACAUGGGGGGAAAUGUUCAACGCGACACCUGCGUUGAGUUUUAGGGACUCUCAGAGUUGUGAAAACAGAAGUUUCGGGCAAAGUUUCUGAGCAUGUGUGUGAAGAAUCUGUUUUAUGUUCAGUUUGUCUUGGACGAAAUCGACCCACCACCUGUGUACGAAGUGCAAGGCCAAGCAAACGCUCAACUUGGGACUAUACAUGCGGGGAACAAACGAAAGCAUGAUGCACAGAGCUGGUGAUAUAUUUGGCCAUUUGUGCAAACAUUGAUUUCCAUGAAUGUGAAAAUGCGUCUAUUGUAAUCAUCUACAUGUUUACUUUUUUUUUUCUUUGUGUAACUAUGAAGAAGUGUAAAGAACGAGUAUUACACAAGUUCAUCUAUAGGGAAAACUUGUAACUAAUUAUGUUAAACUUUUAAUUCAAUAUACAGUGAUUAGCUUUUGUUGAAGGGAAAACGCCACCAAGCUUUAAAUUAUACAAGUUCCAAAUCCAUGAUAUUGAUCAUAUAUUUCAUGUCUUUAAAAAUUGUCAAUGGGAGGAGAUGAGAAAAAUACUUUUUUUAAUGUGAGACCAAUUUUAAACCCUUUCUGUAGCAUUGUCCAGUUAUUUCAAACGGUUUCUCCAUUUCUAAGAGCACGAUAUUUGAAGUUACGCCAAAAACUUGGUCUCGAAUAAUGUCCGAGUGCUUUGACGAGGAUUGAGCUUUGGGUUUGUGUUUGUCGUCUAGUUUGCCAAUAGAGUUGAAAUAUUUUAUUGUCUGUUAUUCUGUACGUUAACUCUGUAAACGUCUCACCCACUCGGUCCCCCCUUUUUGUGAGCAUAUUCCAGAUGUUUGUAAGAUAUGAUGGGGGACGCUCUCAUCGGGACGCUUUUGAAUAAACCAUUUUACUAUAAUGAA